Messenger RNA from Dufourea novaeangliae, 1016 nucleotides. RefSeq names its product sialin-like (gene MFS10). Gene Ontology annotation, molecular function: transmembrane transporter activity. The transcript has 6 exons. Gene Ontology annotation, biological process: monoatomic anion transport; transmembrane transport. The record is from RefSeq and is a predicted model, not a curated record. Lineage: Eukaryota; Metazoa; Arthropoda; Insecta; Hymenoptera; Halictidae. Bases 27 to 1016 code for a protein of 329 amino acids.
UAAAUUUGUCAGUUGCUAUUGUAUCGAUGGUUAAUCAGACAGCUGUGCCACACAGUGAUGAUAACAUUACUGAUGAUUGCCACGAACUGAAGCCCAUUAAUGGAACAUUUAUACCGAGCGCAGGAGAGUUUGAUUGGGACGAAAAAACUCAAGGUGUUAUAUUGGGAGCUUUCUUCCUUGGCUAUGUAAUUACAAAUGUACCGGGCGGCAGAAUGGCGGAGAAAUAUGGUGGAAAAUUAAUUUAUGGAUUAGGAGUAUUUUUGACUGCAGUAUUAACUGUGAUUAGUCCUUUUGCAGCAUAUAUAGGAUUAGUACCAUUUUUAGCUGUGCGAAUAGCUGAAGGAUUCACGGAGGGUGUAACAUUCCCAGCAAUGCAUAGUAUGUUAGCACAUUGGGUGCCACCUUUAGAGAGAAGUAAAUUCGCUGCUGUGGUAUAUGCAGGAGCAAACUUUGGAACUGUUAUAUCGUUACCAAUGAGUGGAUGGUUGUGUUCGUUAGAACUUUGGGGUGGAUGGCCUCUUGCAUUUUAUUUAUUCGGAGGACUUGGUAUUGCGUGGUACGCGUUUUGGCUGAUAUUUGUGUUCGACACACCAGCACAACAUACCAAAAUCGAUCCCCUGGAAAGAGCUUACAUCGAAGCUAGCGUGGAAAAGAGAGACGAGGAGAACGAUCCAGGAGUUCCAUGGUUAUCGGUCUUCACAUCAUUGCCUAUGUGGGCGAUAACGAUAACACAAUGCGGACAGGCAUGGGCAUUUUAUACACUUUUAACCGAGUUACCAACGUACAUGGAUAAAAUUUUGCAUUUCGACGUGCAACAGGAUGCAUUUCUGUCAGCACUGCCUUAUCUAAGUUCUUGGAUCGCUACAAGGUGCAGUUUUUGCUGGGAACCAAAUGAAUCAUAUUGCCUUAGCACCACGGUAUGCAGGAACUCUUUAUGGAUUGUCGAAUGCUGCAGCGAAUGCUUGUGGAUUUUUAGCACCUUACAUUAUUGGAAGACUGGUUCAAGGACACGUUAG